AUGUUAAUGGUGGUACUGAUGUGUGUGGCGUUCGCCUUGUGGGCGUGGUCUCGGAGGAAUAACAAUAAAAAUGAACCACCCGCUGUUCCCGGUGGCCUACCUUUGAUAGGUCAUGCGCUUUCGUUGAUAGGAGACAGUACAAAAUUGUGGAACAUUGUGAAAGAGUUAUCUUACGAAAGCAUAAAAGCAGGUGGAGCCAUUUCAGCUUAUAUUGGACCAAGGACUAUAUACAUCGUGACAGAUCCUGAUGACUUUUUAACAGUAUCUAAUGCAUGCUUACAAAAAGAUGGUUUCUACGAAUUUGCAAAGCCUUGGCUUGGAGAAGGUCUAGUUACUGGAACCGUAUCUAUAUGGAAAAUUCAUCGUAGACUUCUAAAUCCAGCGUUCAGUCAGGUUGUCCUCGAUGGAUUUCUGGAUGUAUUCAACAAACAGUCUCGUCGACUCGUGAAAGAUUUAGAAGUCGAAGUUGGAAAUGGACCAUUUGACCAUUGGGUCUAUACACGUCAUAAUGCUUUGGAGACUAUAUGUUUAACCGCUUUAGGAGUGGAUUUUACGGAUAAGAGCGUGUUGAACAGUGAGUACGUGAUGGCAGCGGAGCAGAUGUUCAAUGUUCUCGUGGACAGGUUCCAGAAAUUCUGGUUACACAACCAUUUUAUAUACAGCUGGUCGGCCCUAAGGAAAAAACAAGACGGAUAUUUGAAGAUCUUGCACAAUAUGUCCAAUACGGUACUGAAAAAAAGGAAAGCUGAUUAUUUAAAUAAUAGAAACAAAACAGAGGAAAAGACGCAAGGAGCAAAGUUCAAGCCCUUUAUGGAUCUACUUCUAGAACUUUCAAUAGAGAAAGGAGCGUUUAACGAUCGUGAGAUAAGAGAACACGUGGACACAAUGAUCGUGGGCGGCCAUGACACGUCAGCCAGUGUCCUCAUGUAUAGCAUGCUACUCGUCGGUUCCUACCCUGAAGUUCAAGAUAAAGUUUUUCAAGAAUUAAACAACGUUUUUGGGGAUGACGACCGAGACGUUACGAAGCAAGACCUCUCCCAGCUAUGUUAUUUGGAGGCUGUUUUAAAAGAAACUAUGCGUAUAUACCCAAUAGUGCCUGUCAUAGCCAGACGUCUAGACAGAGAUGUCAAACUACGCAACUGCACCCUGACAAAGGGUCGAACUUGCUUCAUGUUUGUCUACGGAGUGCAUCGACAUUCCAUGUGGGGGACCGACGCCGAAGAAUUCAAGCCUGAGAGAUGGCUUAAUCCCGCAACUUUACCUGAAUGCCCUACUGCAUUUGCUGGAUUCGGCAUGGGAAGAAGGAUUUGCAUAGGUAAAUCAUACGCAUUUAUGUCAAUGAAAACGACAUUGGCACAUGUAUUCCGACACUAUAGACUCAAAGGCGAUCAUUCGAAGAUGGAAGUCAAAAUAGACGUUAUGCUUAAACCAGUUUCCGGAUAUCAUAUUACGAUUGAAAGGAGGAAACCAGACGAACCACCGAUGCUGCCAGGGGCUCUACCAUUUAUAGGACAUUCGCAUUUAUUACUCGGAAAUACUGAAAAUUUCUGGAAACAAAUCAAAGAUAUGAGUUAUAAAUGCAUGCAAAUGGGUCAUGUAUCCUUUUUCUAUGCUGGACCUUUCAAAUUUUACAUUUUAACCGAUCCAGACGACAUUUAUCACUUGUCCAACACCUGCUUUCAGAAAGAUCAAUUCAGUUACGACUUCACAAAAGAUCUCCUAGGACUUGGUUUACUUUAUGCACCAGUACCAACUUGGAGGAGACACCGAAAGAUGAUAAGCCCAGCCUUUAACCAACUCAUACUUGAUGGCUUUAUGGGUAUUUUUAAUGCUCAGGGUAAGCGCCUGGUCGAACGGUUAAAACAAGUCGAAGGAAAGGGCCCCUUUGAUCAUUCACAUCACGUCAGACAGACUUUUAUGGAAACUAUCUGCUUAACGGCAAUAGACGACAAAAUCACAGAAGAUGUUGCUUUAAAUUACGUUAAGGCAUUUGAAUCAUAUCUUAAUUAUAACAUACUUAGAUUCCAAACUAUUUGGCUGUAUCCCGAUUUUAUAUACCGUUUUAGUAGUCUCAAAAAGAAACAAGACGCUAGCGUGAAGUUUUUACAAGACACUUGUGAUAUGGUCUUACGAAAGAAAAGAGCUCAGCGAAAAUUAAAUAGCCUUUCUAAUAGCAACAAAGAUGCAAAUCCAAAAGUAAAAGUCUUUAUGGACCUAAUUUUGGACUACGAUGAAGGAACAUUGUCGGAUCAAGAGAUAAGAGAUGAAAUAAACACUAUUAUGAUGGCUGGUCACGAAACAUCCGCAACUGUUACUAAUUUUUUUUUACUGUUACUCGGAUCAUAUCCUGAUGUUCAGGAACGAGUAUACAAAGAAUUACAAGAAGUGUUAGGAGAUAGAGACGUAGAAAAAAGUGAUUUGUCCCAACUCGUCUAUUUAGAAGCGGUGAUCAAGGAAACAAUGAGAUAUUAUGUAAUGGCGCCCUUCGUUGGUAGAUAUAUCGAUCGUGAAGUUAAGCUGAAAAAUUGUACUCUGAAACCAGGAAAUAAUUGCUUUAUAUUGCUGUACGGGGUGCAUAGGAGUCCCCUGUGGGGACCGGACGUAGAGGAAUUCAGACCAGAGAGAUGGUUAGAUCCAGCAACAAUACCAAAAAAUGUGAAUGCUUUCGUCAGUUUCAGCAUUGGAAAGAGAAACUGCAUAGGUAAAACAUAUGCCAUGAUGUCGAUGAAAACACUACUGUGCCACUUACUUCGUCGAUACAAAAUACACGCCGAUGAUUCAAAUAUAGUACUUAAGCUAGAUGUAUUGCUGAAACCUGUAUCAGGACAUUUUAUUUCUAUCGAAGACAGGUUAUAAUGGAAUUAUACUUAGAAUUGUAAUUAAAUGAGCAGUUGAAAUCGCAGCUACGUUCGGAUAUAAAUUGACAAUUUUUACAUAUUUACAAUUUUGUAUAACACAUUUAUGGUUUACUUUUUUGGGGAAGAACUACUAGACUGCUCGCAGCGUUCGCUUUGGAUCACGCUUUACGGAAUAGUCGUACGCAAAAGAGACUUCCUUUUAGUCUCCUUAAGCCAUUUUUCGGUAAUUUCAGUAAUACAAAUUAAUU
Melitaea cinxia (Glanville fritillary) is the source of this 3106-nucleotide messenger RNA. Its product is annotated as cytochrome P450 4V2-like. The transcript is spliced from 20 exons. Lineage: Eukaryota; Metazoa; Arthropoda; Insecta; Lepidoptera; Nymphalidae. Bases 1 to 2856 code for a protein of 951 amino acids. Gene Ontology annotation, molecular function: iron ion binding; heme binding; oxidoreductase activity, acting on paired donors, with incorporation or reduction of molecular oxygen. The record is from RefSeq and is a predicted model, not a curated record.